AUGAAUAUCUUACCAAAAAAACGAUGGCAUGUUCGAAAUAAAGAUAAUAUUGCUCGGGUUUUACGUGAUGAAAAGAAAGCAGCAGAAGAAGAAGAAGAAGCACUUCGAAGAAAAACUUUAGCUGAACAAGAAGCUCGUCUUAAUUAUUUAAGAGCUAAACGUGGUGAUCAUUUGAUACAAUUUCAAGGUUCUGAAGAUGCAUCAUCAUCAACACCGACACCAACAGAACAUGUAAAUUUAUUUAAACUUGAAGAACAAGGAUUAAAAACCAGUGAUGCUACUAACGCUGAACAUGAAAAAGAGAAAAAAGCUGAAACAGAAGAAUUUGAGAAAAAGAUUGGAUUAUUAACUUAUCUUGGUGGCAGUGUUGUAGAAAGAACUGUUCCAUGGUAUUUGGAACGAGGAGGAAGCAAACAAUUAUUAUCGAAAGAAUCAUCUAAAGCUGAUCGGGAAGAACGUGAUCGUUUACGUAUUCAAAAACAAGAUCCUCUUAAUUCUAUGUCAAAAUAUGUCGAUGAUUUAAAACGAAAACGUGAUGAUGAAAAUAAAUCAUCUUCUCCUAGUACUAAAAAAACAAUAUCAUCUGUCUCUUUAUCAUCAUCGUCUUCAUCUUCAUCUUCUCGUAUUGAACAAUUAAGAGCAGCAAGAUUAAAACGUGAAUCAGAAGAACGUACAAAAACAGCUGCUUAUUUAUCACGAGCUUUUACUGGUACCGAUCAAACAUCAACUACACCUGAACAAACUCCUAUUGAAACAGAUGAUCGUAAACGACGAUAUAAUUCACAAUUCAAUCCUGAUUUUGCUAAACAAAAUACACAAUAUGCUACAACACAUGAUAUGAAUUGGAGAGAACAUUAUUAG
This is a messenger RNA of Rotaria sp. Silwood2, 861 nucleotides long. The record is from the annotation of a GenBank genome assembly. NCBI's taxonomy places the organism in Eukaryota, Metazoa, Rotifera, Eurotatoria, Philodinida, Philodinidae.